AUGGACGGCGACCGGGUGGACAUAGACGGCGGCGUCAUGGAGGGGGGCGGGCAGAUCCUGCGCGUGGCCACGGCGCUGAGCGUCCUGCGCGGGCUGCCGCUGCGCGUGCGCAGGAUCCGCGCCGGCCGCAGCCAGCCCGGCCUCAGGCCUCAGCAUCUGAUGGGCCUGGAGAUGAUCCGGGAUUUGUGCGAGGGGAAGCUGGAGGGAGGAGAGAUCGGCUCCACGGAAAUCACCUUCACCCCCGGGAAGAUCAAGGGUGGAACCCACCUGGCGGACACCAAAACAGCAGGGAGCGUGUGCCUACUGAUGCAGGUAGCAAUGCCCUGUGUGCUGUUUGCUGCUUCCCCAUCAGAACUUCAUUUAAAAGGUGGGACUAAUGCUGAGAUGGCUCCUCAGAUAGACUACACACUCAUGGUUUUCAAGCCAAUUGUUGAAAAGUUCAAUUUCACGUUCAAUUGUGACAUAAGAAAGAGGGGCUACUAUCCCCAAGGAGGUGGUGAAGUUGUAGUCCAAAUGUCACCAGUCAAAGAGUUGAGCCCAAUAAACCUCACAGAACGUGGCACUGUGACCAAGAUAUAUGGAAGAGCAUUUGUUGCUGGAGCUCUGCCUAUAAAACUGGCAAAAGACAUGGCAGCAGCAGCAGUGAGAUGCAUCAGAAAAGAAAUCAGGGAUCUUUACAUUAACAUUCAAUCAGUUCGAGAACCUGAYGAUCAGGCUGUUGGGACUGGAAGUGGAAUAAUCAUUGUAGCAGAGACUUCAACAGGCUGUUUGUUAGCUGGGUCGUCACUUGGCAAGAGAGGAAAGAAUUCUGACAAAGUUGGCAUUGAAGCUGCAGAGAUGCUGCUUAAAAAUCUUAAACAUGGUGGCGCUGUGGAUGACUCUCUGCAAGACCAACUGAUCAUUUUUAUGGCAUUAGCAAAGGGRGUGUCCAAAGUGAAAAGUGGACCAGUUACACUUCAUACUCAAACUGCUAUACACUUUGCAGAGCAGCUAACAAAGGCCAAAUUUACUGUAACGAAAUCAGAAGAGGAAGAUCCUAGUAAAGAUGCUUACAUCAUUGAGUGCCAAGGAAUGGGAAUGAUAAACUCAAAUUUGUAGGGUUUGAAAAAACAAACGACGUAACAAAAGCAAAACUCAACAUACCUCAGUGAUGUAUUGCACUACUUUUCAGUGGAUUGUAAUAUGCCAGUGAACAGGAGGAUUCUUCUGUCGUAUCUGUUUGAUUUCAAUUUGACUUCAAGGAUGAUUUCUAAUUUUCCUUUGGCAUGCUGUUAAUCUGGGGUGUGUAAAAUUGGAAGUUUUUCUUUUUUUUCUUUUCACUGUUAACAGCAAAAUGAGUACAGACAGGACAGCAAAUAGAAUAAAUGCAUGUUUUGGGGCAUCUGAGAGCAUCAAGUAGGAGAUUUAGGAGUUUAGAUUCACCAAAGUAGAAAAUUACUAUUUCAGUGUCAAAAAAAAAAAAAAAAAACCCACUCCCUUUCAAAGUACGUAGGUUUCAUUCCUUGGGAUCCUUUAUGUAUGUAUGCCAUCAAAUCUGUAUUUCUGUUCAUCUUCUGUAAUCAUUUUGCUUAAAUUGUGAGGAAAACAAUAAAGCCCUAUCGCUAUAUGAAAACCUGAUA
Nothoprocta perdicaria is the source of this 1619-nucleotide messenger RNA. It is a transcript of the gene RTCA, whose product is annotated as RNA 3'-terminal phosphate cyclase. The record is from RefSeq and is a predicted model, not a curated record. The transcript has 11 exons. Gene Ontology annotation, molecular function: RNA-3'-phosphate cyclase activity. Bases 1 to 1098 code for a protein of 365 amino acids. Gene Ontology annotation, cellular component: nucleus. Lineage: Eukaryota; Metazoa; Chordata; Aves; Tinamiformes; Tinamidae. Gene Ontology annotation, biological process: RNA processing.